GAAGCAGCGGGGCUCGUCUCCGUGGCAGCGGGACGCCCGCUGAGGACGGAUGUGUGGGGCGGAUACUCGCCGCUAGCUACCGUCACGUCUCAUCGAUUCAGCGGUUCAAGCUAACACGCACUGAAACGUGUUACUAGACAUUAUCAAGAUUCCGUGCUAAAAUGAAGAAUUGCGAUUUUUUUUGGUGUGAACAGGAGCGGGGCAGUGUGCGGGGCAGUGUGCGGGGCCGACACGGCUAACAGCGGCAGGUUAGCGGUGUCGUUACGCACCGUAGCACCGCCGGCUAACGCGAACCGGAGUCCCGCGGGUCUGGAUGAAUGGAUGUUAUCAGAGGCCGUGUGUCUGCUAACAUCACCGGCACACAGCUGAGUGUUUGAACCCGGGGGGGGUCCUCUUCAGCACCAUGGACAGUGAUGCCGUCCUUCGUAACUUAUCCCCCUUCGUCAACUGACACUGGAUUCCAGCAUCACGAUUACUGCUGCUCUUUAAAGUUGAAAAUCUCUAAUCUGAAUCAUGGGAAAUAUUUUCGGGAAUUUGCUGAAGAGCCUCAUCGGUAAGAAGGAGAUGAGGAUCUUGAUGGUGGGGCUCGAUGCUGCAGGAAAAACAACAAUCCUCUACAAGCUCAAGUUGGGUGAAAUCGUCACCACAAUCCCAACCAUCGGGUUUAACGUGGAGACGGUGGAGUACAAGAACAUCAGCUUCACUGUGUGGGACGUGGGUGGGCAAGACAAGAUUCGUCCCCUCUGGAGACACUAUUUUCAAAACACACAGGGUCUAAUCUUUGUGGUGGACAGUAACGAUAGAGAGCGUGUGAACGAAGCACGAGAGGAGCUGAUGAGAAUGCUUGCUGAGGACGAGCUGAGGGAUGCAGUGCUCCUUGUGUUCGCCAAUAAACAGGACUUACCCAACGCCAUGAACGCUGCUGAGAUCACAGACAAGCUGGGCUUACACUCCCUGCGCCACCGUAACUGGUACAUCCAAGCUACCUGCGCCACCAGCGGGGACGGCCUCUAUGAGGGUCUUGAUUGGCUGGCCAAUCAACUCAAGAACAAGAAAUAAGAAGACAUCUGGAGACAGCAGCUGGCAGCUGCACCCAUCCACCUUUAUAUUGAUUUUAUUUUUGAAAAUGGGGCUGUGGGUCAGGAGCAAGGGUUUUGGUUGAUCGGUGCAAAGAAAGAUUCAGGGUCUGUGGGAGAUGUUCAGCUUUCUUUUUUAGGUUUCCGAGAGUUUUCAUCUCACAUUGCAAAAAGAUUCUCAAAUACUCUGUAUUUCACCACUCACACACUCACACGUGCACUCACAAGAACACUAACCGUAAGCAAUCACAGCAGACACUUGCUUUUCCUGUGUCCACCUCUUGUCCUUAGGUGCAGUGUACUGUGUGUUCAUCUCUGUCAGUCGUCCAUCCAAAGGACUUAUCGGUUUCGUUUGCACUUCCUGUGUGUUUGUUUACCUUCUUCUCUUGUGGGAGCCAUGAGAACAAUCACAGCUGGCAGUUUCACAUCACCAUGAUUCAAGUUGCGCUUACUUUAAAUUUUACGAGCAACGCAGAGGCACUUUGAUACUCAGAUAACGUGUGUACAUAUGAAAUGUAUGUGUUCUUGUAAGCGGCUCAGACACACAACAACAGUCCUCUUACUGCCUCAUUUUUAAACCUUUUGAUAUCUGUGGCAUCUUUCUAUAUUCCGCGCGUGAGAUCCCAAAGUGCUGAAGCCGCCCCUUUUUAAAUCUUUUAAAGUGCUCUGCACAUUCUCGACCGCCUGACCUGCAUGCGCCGUGGUAGAUGUCGCUUGUAUUGUUGCGUAUCCUUUUUCAUCCUCUGAGCUGCAUGGAUGUUGACGCUGUUUGUUAUAUUUCCUCAAACUAGCCUGAUUGUGUUCUGGUGUUGUUUACAGUCAGGAUGCAGAAACCAACUCUGUCGCCACUUCCUGCUUAUUAUUAUGUGCUUAAAACUGUGUAGUCAGCUUCAUGGUCUCUUAAUGUGAAAGCAGUGUAUCGGUUGACCUGCACAUAAACACAAGACACACAAGACCAGCAUAGAUGCUGCUCGUCUGCCAUCUUGUUUUUGUCCACGUGAGUCACUCAAACUGCUUCAGGUUGCUCUUGCUUCAUGUGUUUUUGUCUCCAACUUGCAUAUCGAGGGAGCGGGAAGGGGUUGGUGAUUCUGUCACUGAUAACUCUGUGUUACUGAAUGUGAAUAUUGCCGAUGAAUCUAUAAAUGGCUGUACUGUAAUUUAUUUUAUUAAUUAUGUGACAGAAAGCAGGAUAAGCAGAUUUAUACGUGGGUGUUGGUAGUUUUCCGAGAUUCAUCAGCACGUCUGUGGCUCAGCUCUGAACCGGAGACGAGUCACUACUUCGCCCCUGAUACCAGCAGAAUCCACCAAUUUCUGUCAGUAAAACAUGUUUUGUGUGUGCCAUACCUGGGUACUGCUACUCACUCACCAGUGACAGUGCAACAUACUGUAUAUUCACUCCAACCUGUCAAUGCAUUGUUCAUAUUCAACAUGUUUAAUCAUGAGUUUUAUCAUUUGGGUUUUGUGGCCUUAUAAUUCGUCAUGACUUCACAUUGACUUUCUUUGAGCUCGUUUGAGUCACAUAUAUUUAUCUAUGGUAUAUAGAAUGAUUUGCAGAAUGAUUUGAGGCGAUGAGGCAAAGGUUUUUUUCCGACAGUAUCGUUUGUUUUGCCAGUAAACUUGAUUCAUAUAUGAUGGUAGGUUUCUUUGGUUUGUUUCUUGGGGUGUAAAGAAACUUUGAUGUAAACAGUCUCUGUGAAAUAAUGAUGAUCAGUGCGAACAUAAAAAUAAAGAAAGGCAAAAAAAAAAAAAAACUUCAGAUGAUUCAUUCUGUACUGUUACAGUUACACAAGUAGAUUUAAAAACGAAGAAGACUAAAUGACUUGAUGCAGAAUGCACGGGGACAUGUGUAUGUGAUGUAAGACAACAAACAAAAUCCUGCUGUAUCACAAAUAAACCCAUUUUCUGUA
Paralichthys olivaceus (Japanese flounder) is the source of this 2983-nucleotide messenger RNA. Lineage: Eukaryota; Metazoa; Chordata; Actinopteri; Pleuronectiformes; Paralichthyidae. The record is from RefSeq and is a predicted model, not a curated record.